AUUAAUUACCUCUUGCGUAAGUCAAUGGUCAACAAGCUCAAAGUAGCAUUAAAAAAUCACAUGGUACGUUUUCUUUCUCUCCCAUAGUUAAUUAGCGGGUCAUCGCGCGAACGGAGUAGCCGUCAUUAAUUAAUCACGUCGGCCGAUCUUGUUAACGCGGUGAGUAAACAAUUCGAUAAAAGUAUAGGAAUCGACGGGUGUGUACGUGACUCGUUGCAGCGAUGCCGCCCGUCGCGAGACAAUAUGCCGAAUGAAAGAGCGGGAAGCGCGUGCCUCCAGAAUACAUACCGGGUGUAAUUCGAGCGAAUACUCGCGCAAAUCACAAAUACGAAAUGUCUUUACAUUUUUUUCUUUCUUGGAAGUGGACAUUGAUAGAAUUUGAAAUUAAAAGAGCAGUACAAAAAUAAUCUCUUCUCAAUGAUUUGUAAAUUUAAAUACUUGUAAAACUGAUGUUGCCGGCAGCAACGAAAGGAGAAACACUAGACACUCUCUGAGAUCUGUAUGUAAUGGCGUCUAGAUAUCCCAGGGAAGGAAGAAACGACCGGAUCGGAUUAAUUCCAUCUGUGAAAGGUCAAUCAGAUGUAGCUUCCGUGACAGGAAUUGCGGAUGAGGUCAACGUUCGUGCGAAGUCACGGAGUGAAGAAGACAUCGUCCUUACUAUGCAUUACCUCGGAAUUAAAUAAGUUCGAUGCUUUAGCUCGGAAUCCCAUGGUCGGAUAAAUUUCCUUUCUACAACUCUCGAAAGCCCAUUGAAAGUCAAAGUGCUUAUUUAAUUUUGUUAUUUUGCGUUUAAUGAGAUUUUAAUAGCGAUCUUUCUCAAUAUAUCCCAUUAUAUCUCAAUAAACAUCUUGUUGUUGCCUUUGUCAUUGAUUGCAGAAUAACAAGCUCAGCUAUUGCUCAGCUUCUCGAAAUCAACAAUGACUCAAGUUACUUCGGGGCAGAGAAGGGAUGUUGACCGUCAUACCCUUUUCUCCAGGGACAUGUGACGCAAUGAUGGAUUGCUCGGAAGACGAUUUUCAUGGUCUUGAUCCACUCGGCUCGUAAUCCGCGUAGACCGUGAAUUAUUAGCUUUCGGAGCGGAUUACUUAUUGUUAGCGGAGCUCUGAGCGUAUCUGUAUUUCGUCCAAGCAAGCAACUCGCGUAAUCCGCCUGUUACGUAAAUCGCCGCGGAUCACCGUGAAAUGAAUCGGAAACCCACGAGAGCGUGUACUUCAACAAGCGUUCCGUAAAAAGGGUACAAGAGGCCGCAUUGUUUUUCCAACCACCGAGUACAUAGCGACACUAAUUCGAUUUUAUUGACGCGAGCACGCUCUCUCGCUCACGCGACAUGCCUCCGCCUUGCGAGCACGUGGUCGCCACGCGGUGCGAGCAUGUGCGAGGCUGCGAGCUGCGGGCGCGUGAAUCAGAAAUACACUAAUGUAAGAGCAGUAUUCCGUCACUACAUUGAUGACAUUCGUCGAUAUCUCAUUUAUUAAGCAGCACUGUAGUUUAGAUAUCUAUGCAAGGUAGGCAAGUUGAUGGAAUAUUUGUAGAUACUAAUUGUUUGAAAUAUAUAUCGAUGCUGUUAACAUUAUCGCAAAUAAUAUUUUCAAUUUAGGAUGUUGAGAAACGUCAAAAUACGGAAUAUCUUUAUAAAAAUGAUAUUUUAUACAUAUAUGUAACUGUUAACGUGUUAGAUGCAUCUUGUUGUUUGCUUUCGUGCGUUGAAAAGUGUCUUAUUAGAUAACGUUGCAUCGGAUAAGCGUGCUAAGAAAUUAAUCGCUAUCAUAGCUUCCACUCGUUUAAAAUGUAUGGAAUUUUAUUAGGUAAUUAUAUCUGCUGUAACUAACGCAAGAUAUUUCUUAGUAAUUUUGAAUAUUGAUGAAUGUUGAAUGCAAAAAAUAUAAAAUGUCUCUACAGAUGCUUUUUGCACACCACGUGUGACGUCGGAUGAAUCGGCAAGAUACGAAGUAUGCGAAGUACGCGCACCGCGAUAUUAGAACUUGCGAGAAGCCGAACACGUAGAUUUCUAUAAGACCGGCCUUGCAAUUUUGUAUUAUUCGAAUUAUUCGAACUCGUAAAUAUCUUUGUGUUAGAAAAAUUGCAGUAAAAAUAAAGCAAAUAAUAAAAUACUCGACGCGGUUUCUCUUUAAUAUCGAUCGCUCUUUUUACAUACUUACUGGAUUAAUGUUUCUGUGUAAUCGAUGUUUUCUGGAUUAAUGAUUUAAUUACAUUAAAUUUAAUAAGCUUCUUAUAUUGAGUAUUAAUAAUUCAAGAAUAAUAAAUAUUUUAAUAAUAAAAUAAAUAUUAAAAUAAUAAUCUUUAUUUCAAAACCUGUGCAAUAGUAGCUUCCCUUUUUUACAUGUGUUAAGAAAAUAAUUCUAGGAUAAUAUAUGUGUAAUCUAUAAUAUACAUAAUAUCCACUGCGAUUUCCUUGCGAUUUGCUCUUUUUAAUCCAAUGCAGAAAAAGUGUGUCACGUACCCGACUUACGUUCACGUGCUACCAGUUAUCCACGUGAACGCAAUAAGCCGGGUAAAUGUCGCACGUAAAAGCCGAUCAGAGGCUUCAUUCAACUGGUGUGUUGCUUGUUAAAUCAGAUUAAAACAAUGUCAAAGGGAUGGAAUCGCGUUUUAAAAUCACCGGAGCUGCAUGUUGCGUCGCCAUUCGUUGUGUGCACACUGUGAACAAUGGAUUUUACCCAGAUGAGGGUUCGUCAAAUACUCUCGUCGAUCUUAAAACCGCUCGCGUCCGUAUCGACGACGAACGUUACCACAGACGAAGAAGAGGAAGAUGACGCGUGACAAAAGUCUUAACAAAGUUGUGUCAAAAUUCGUGAUUCUUAAGCAAAUCUUAAGAAUGAAGAAAUCAGAUUUUAACUUCAUUAUGUAAUGUAUGCACAUCACAUAAGUGAAGAUUAGCGAGAAAUAAUAUUGUGUCAGCAAUUUUAUGUGAUAACUAUUAUCGAGACAAACAGUAAACUUCAUCUCGAGUAUUGUAUCAAAGUACAUUUAUCUCGAGUAUUAGAUUAAAGUACGUAGUAGAACUUCAGAAAGAUAUUUGCUCUUACGCAGUAAUCGAAUCCAUACGCGAAAGAGAGAAGUUUAACAAUGAAGUGCGUUAACUAUUUUAUGACACCGCGCGAUGGGCCGUCAAACGUGUUGGACAAUUUCGAAGAUACGAAACGUGGGAGUCUGUUGGAAUCGACAUUUAACUGUGACAAAAACGAGAAUGAAAUAUCAAAUGACGCGCAACAUAAACGUGACACGUAUUACUAUGCCAAUUGCGAUUCCUCGGUGUGGAUGAGGAGCUGCGAGCACGAGGUGAUCGAACCCCUUAGAAGCGGUACAAUCCGUGGCAGCAUCCCCAAAUGGUUGAAGGGUGUCCUGUUGCGCAAUGGUCCAGGCAAUCUCAAAGUGGGCGAAUACCGCUAUCAGCAUCUGUUUGAUAGUUCCGCUUUAUUGCACAAAUUCGCUAUCGCAGAUGGUGAAGUCACCUAUCAGCGACGGUUCGUCCAGACCGAAGUGUACAAGAGGAAUAUGGCAGCCCAGAGAAUAGUCUUCUCCGAGUUUGGUACCUCCGCAACGCCGGAUCCUUGUCAGAGUAUUUUUCACAGGGUGGCCACAUUGUUCAAUCCAGGCGCGAAGAUGUCGGACAAUUCCAUGAUUUCGAUAUAUCCAUUCGGCGACGAAUAUUACACAUUUACGGAAGCGCCAGUGAUGCACAGGAUUGAUCCGAAGACUUUAGAAACGACAGGCAGGAUAAACGUGUCCAAAUAUGUCAACAUUGUAAAUCACACCUCGCACCCUCACGUUAUGGCCGAUGGUACAAUUUACAAUGUAGGGAUGAGCAUAACGCCAUUGGGGCCUCGAUACAAUGUCGUGUGCUUCCGUCCGAAUUGCGUGAUUACUGAUGAUUCUGAAAAGAAGAAGCGCUCUAUGUUCGAUGAAGCGACGAUCGUGGCCAGCGUACCAAGCAGAUGGCUGCUGAAUCCAUCAUAUAUGCACACAUUCGGCAUCACCGAGAAUUACUUCAUCAUCGUAGAGCAACCACUGGCGAUCUCCUUCGUCGAGAUGGCAUUCGCUUACAUUAAGCAGAAACAGAUGAUGAAUUCUUUCAAGUGGCACGAAAACGAAAAAACGCUUAUUCACAUACUCUCAAGAGAAACGGGUCACACGGUAAGAACAUUCGUCGCCGAGGUGUUUUUCUACCUUCACAUUAUCAACCAAUUCGAGACUCGUGGCGGCGAAUACAUUGUAUUGGACAUAUGUUGUUACCGGGAUCCGAAGAUGUUGGAGUAUAUGUACAUCGACUCAAUGAAGAACAUGCACAACGAUGCUGAUUUUGCGCGACUGUUCCGUGCCAGACCACUGCGCUUCAUCUUGCCGAUGAAGCACUCAUGUUCUGAUAUACCCACAGAAUACGAUUUCAUUGCAACCUUAGAAUUAUCUAAUGUCGUCACGAUAAAUUCGGACAAUACGGAUAAUAAAUCCGUCCACCGUGAGAUGAACUUUGAGAUUACGAACGAUUCGAACAUUGUCGAGUUGCGUGAUGGGGCUGAACAAACAAGCGUUUCAAAAGGGAAUGAGCACAAAAGUGCCUUGAGAAUAAGGCCGAUUGCUCAGCGUCUUCCCGAUAAUAGCAUAUUCGUGAAGCCGGAGCUGUUAUGCGAUGUCGGCUGUGAGACCCCGCGAAUAAACACCGACUCUUAUCUAGGCAAGGAAUAUCGGUACUUUUACGCCAUCAGCUGCGACAUGGAUCUGGACAAUCCCGGGACGCUCAUUAAAGUCGACACUUUUCAAAAGACCAAGAAGAUGUGGCAGGAGAAAGGCAUUUAUCCUAGUGAACCGAUUUUCGUGCCGGAUCCCAAUGGGAAGAACGAGGACGACGGUGUGGUACUGAGUUCUCUCGUUUGGGCGAAAGAGGAGACUCGAGUCGGUCUGCUGAUCUUGAACGCCGUGACAUUCACAGAAAUCGCGAGGGCUACUUUUGAUACGCCCGGACCGGUGCCUAAAUGUCUGCACGGUUGGUUUAGUCUGGACAAAUAAUCGAAUAUGAUCACGCUAAGUCGAAUGUACAAUGUUAUUUCGAUCGAAUAAAACGGGCUCGUUCAUCUAUUCAAUGAAGGAUUCAAUUUAUUGUUACUACAAAAACAUAAAACUUCAUGAAAAGUAAAAAAUAAUUUUUAUAAUUCAGACCGUGAUUUUGUGCUUUACUGAUAUAGGGAUAAAACGCAGCGAACGGGAUUUUAAUCCAAUGUAAAUGUGUGUUGCAUGUAUGAAUUAUUUCUGUCUAUGACAGAGUAAAACAAAAUAAAAUUAAUUAACUAUUGUC
Ooceraea biroi (clonal raider ant) is the source of this 5311-nucleotide messenger RNA. It is a transcript of the gene ninaB, whose product is annotated as neither inactivation nor afterpotential B. Gene Ontology annotation, biological process: retinal metabolic process; carotene catabolic process. NCBI's taxonomy places the organism in Eukaryota, Metazoa, Arthropoda, Insecta, Hymenoptera, Formicidae. The record is from RefSeq and is a predicted model, not a curated record. Gene Ontology annotation, molecular function: carotenoid dioxygenase activity; beta-carotene 15,15'-dioxygenase activity.